Molecule: messenger RNA, 2313 nt
Organism: Carcharodon carcharias (great white shark)
Lineage: Eukaryota; Metazoa; Chordata; Chondrichthyes; Lamniformes; Lamnidae
Gene: stx11a
Product: syntaxin 11a
Exons: 2
Coding region: 365-1222 (285 amino acids)
Biological process (GO): synaptic vesicle fusion to presynaptic active zone membrane; exocytosis; intracellular protein transport
Cellular component (GO): plasma membrane; presynaptic active zone membrane; endomembrane system
Molecular function (GO): SNAP receptor activity; SNARE binding
Source: RefSeq, a predicted model, not a curated record
CUCCUGUACUGGGCUCAGCAGUCUGACUCUAGGCUACACUGUGACUGGGUGCUGAUUUCUCGCCUGCAUUAGUUCAAAGAGGAGUGGGAAGCCACUGCCUGCCCUAUUCUCAGCCUCAACGAAACACUCCAAACAAGAAGGGACACAUUGAGCAGUGGUACCAGAUUCUGACACAGCAGCUGAGUGAAAAGUGCCUGGAAGGCUUUGAACUGCAAACAGAACCCUGCUUUUAACAAUUGUAAGAAGGAAGCCGGCGUGAGGGGCUUGUAGCCCAGUCUGCACAACACAACUCGGUCUGUUCCGAGAACUCUGCUUGCUUUCUCAUUCCACGAGCAGGACUAUUUCUGAGGGUUAUCUUGAAACAAUGAAGGACAGGCUUGAAGAAUUGAUAGAGUGUUCGAAAUCAUAUCAACAGCAAACAGAGGCCCCUGAUGAGGUGGAUUACCCUCAGGAAAGCUUGGUGUUUGAAUGCGACUUCAUUUUGCAGAUGCUAUACAAGGAAGUGCAGCAGCUCCGAGAGGAAAUUGGGCACCUGAAAAUGGACAUCAAACGUUUAGGGAAGCAGAACACCCGCUUUCUCACCUCAAUGCGACGUCUCAGCAGCAUCAAGCGGGAUUCAAAUUCUAUUGCCAAAGACAUAAAAAGCCGGGGUGAGAAGAUCCACCAGAGGCUGCAGGACCUGAAAAGUUACAUAGAAGAAAUAACGAAUACUCAUGGGCCCAAUGCUGCCAUCAUUCGUAUCGCCCAGGCUCAGCACUUUGCCCUCUUGAAUCAUUUCCACGAUGCUAUGUUGGAGUACAACACAGAGGAGAUGAAGCAGCGGGAAAACUGCAAGACCCGAAUCCAGCGGCAACUUGAGAUCAUGGGGAAGGACAUUUCCGGCAACGAGAUGGAGGAUAUGAUAGAGCAGGGUAAGUGGGAUGUGUUCUCUGGGAAUCUGCUGAGUGAGGUACGUGGGGCACGGACUGCACUCUCAGAAAUUGAGCAGCGGCACCGGGAGCUCCUGAAGCUGGAGUGCAGAGUCCGCGAGAUUCAUGACUUGUUCCUGCAGAUGGCAGUGUUGGUGGAGGAACAGUCAGAAACACUCAACAACAUCGAGGUAAAUGUGCAGAGAAUUCAAGACUAUGUGGGUGAGGCAAAAGUUCAGCUGCAGAAGGCAGUGGAACAUAAGAGGAACAACAUUUGUCGACAAAUAUUCUGCUGUUACUGUUGCUGCUCCUGAUGCAACAAUUCUCGCUCCCAAGUAUACCUGGCCAUUCUUUCACUGGGUCAAACCACAGUUAAAUACUCUCUUCUUGAAAGAAAUGUUUUGACAUUAGCUGUUGCAGAAAACAUCCUGAUUGUAGCCAUGAUUGUGUCCCUUUGUAGUUUUUUUGUGUUCCAGCGACCUCUCCAAUUAUAAGGAGGGACUAAGAUUGCAAAAUUUGCCUUUGUCCUCCUACAGCUACAGCUCAGGACACCCACACUCCCAUACUGAACAUGCCCACUUUCUUUUUCCACAUCUCCAAAAGUUGUGGCUCAUCAUCUGAUAGAUUCCAAAAGCCAAGCUUGGAUUACAGACGUGGAUUUAUUUAUUGCCCUUCUGGACUGAAGUUCAGGAACGCAUCAGAUAGAGAAUCUUCCAUGGGUUGACGUGACAACAUUUCUUCUGUUCUCAGGAUGUCUGGCUGAUGACAAGGUUGGCACUUAUUGCCUGUCCCCGGUUGAUCCAAGAAGCUAGUGCUAAGGCUUUUCCAUGAACUGCUGAACUCCUGAUUUUUAUCACCAAUGCUUUGAGCUCCAUAAAACUGGACUUUCUCAUCACAAUUAGGAAUCGGGGUUUGUGUUGUUUAUACCAAGAGUUUCUCAUGCUUCAAAUUGCUUCAGGUUGUGGCUCCAAAUGUCUCAUAGUUUUUAAUCUUCCUGCUGAACCUUUCCUGCUUUGUUUCCCAGUUUUGGUUGGAAGGGGGAUGAGGGAGUGCGGGAGAUUGAAGAAGGGGAGGAGAGUGAACAAACGACUGUAUGAUGUGGCAUUUGUGCUGUUCACCCUCUCUCCGUAUUUUUCAUCUCCAAAGCUGCAGAAUACAAGGCAGAAAGUAAACUAAAAAUGCUGGUUCUCGCAGCCAAUAAGAAUACAGGUGUCCAGUGAUUCUUGUAGUGUAAUGGGUUAAUCGAUUAACUGAUGUAAGCUAUGACAUAUCUGUGACAUCAGCAGUCAUGUGCUAGAGACUCUGUACAGCAGAACUAUCAGGCAGCACACAGGGCAGAUCUGUCCACUCAGUAACCCACCUUGUAUAUAUUGUACAUAGUGUAAAUAAAGCUGUUUGCAGUAAU